This is a messenger RNA of Seriola aureovittata, 7534 nucleotides long. RefSeq names its product xin actin-binding repeat-containing protein 1-like. NCBI's taxonomy places the organism in Eukaryota, Metazoa, Chordata, Actinopteri, Carangiformes, Carangidae. The record is from RefSeq and is a predicted model, not a curated record. Bases 1 to 7242 code for a protein of 2413 amino acids. Gene Ontology annotation, cellular component: stress fiber; focal adhesion. Gene Ontology annotation, biological process: actin filament organization; actin cytoskeleton organization. The transcript has 5 exons. Gene Ontology annotation, molecular function: actin filament binding.
AUGGACCUCCUCCCUCAGAAGGAGUCCUCAGGCACCAGAGCUCUGUGCGCCCUGUUUGAGUCCAAGGCCACCCUGCAGGAGAGCUUCCACAGCAGCCCUGGGCUCAACUUGAGGUCUGCUGCUGGCAGUAACACAAAGAGAGACUGCCCCCUGCAGGACUGGAGAUGUCACAACACUCCAUUAAAGGAUACCACUAUUCAGAAAGAGAUCAGUCACAGAGAACUGAAAGGCAGAGAGGAGACAGGCUGUGUCACACAUCACAGAGGCCUUGAGAGUCAGUUACCCGGCACAGCGGAGACACACAGGGAAGGGAGUGAGAGCGACGCCGGAUGGUGUUUUAGUGAUAAAAUUAGUCCAUCGCUGACUAAGGGGGUCUCCCCACCCACACUGCCCAGAGACAGGACAGCGACAUCCUCCUCAGUGAGAGACAGAUCGGCUCUCUAUCUGUCAAGAGCAGCAGCUAUCGACUCCACAGGAGGCUCAACACAGCCAAUGGCUGACGCAGCCAGGAAAAUCACAGUUUCACAAUCCUCUCAUGGUGAAGAAGACCUGCCUCUCCCUCCACCUCCUCCCGUACCACCUAGACCCCUGGACUAUGAAGGCAGCCUCCCAUUGCCUCCACCCAAAGAAACCUUCUCCACGUUCUACCAGCAACGGCAGAAGAGUGAGCUGAAAAGGCUCUUUAAACACAUCCACCCAGACCUACGGGCAAGUCUCGAUGACGUCGCGGAUGAUGAUAUAAUGAAAGCAGUGCAGUCAGAAAACGCAGCAGACGCAGCGUAUCAGGGUGAAGUGCAGUCCAUGAGGUGGAUUUUUGAGAACUGGACUCUGGACAAUAUUGGAGAUCCUCACGCAACCAAGAAGCUGCUGGACGAUGAGGAGUUAAAAGGUGGAGACGUCAGAGGCACAUCCUCUAUGUUUGAGUACACCGACGGCACCCAGCAAAUGUCUGCUAAAAGACAGACUUCUGUCAGAGGUGAUGUGAGAACAUCAACGUGGCUGUUUGAGACUCAGCCCUUAGAUUCUCUGAAUGAAUCAAAAAGAGAGGAGGGCGAACUGGUCGAGGCAGUGCUGAAAGAACCCAUCCAGCCAGGAGACGUGAGAGGGACACGGCUGCUUUUUGAGUCUCAAUCACUGAGCGACUUGGGCCGCUGCAACUCCGUAGAAGAUUACAGCUUCCUGAAACUGAGAUCUGAGCUCCAGGAGCAGAAAGGAGAAGUCCAGAAGACUGUGAAACUCUUCCAGGCAGAACCUUGCUGUGCCAUCAGAGACAACAGCGGCAAUAUCCAUGAAAUCAAAUCCAUCUGCAGGGAAGAGAUCAACAGCAACAACAUCAGCACUGCCCGUUGGCUUUUUGAAACCCAACCUUUGGACUUGAUUAAUAAGGGAACUGACGGAGUGAAAAUAAUUCGGGGCAUCUCACUGGAAGAGGGGCACAGAGGAGGAGUUGAUCAAAAGAGGUGGAUGUUUGAAACUCAGCCAUUUGACACUAUACAAGAGGUUGUGGGAGUGGACAAAUUUGAAGGAACUGUGGCUGAAUGUGAAGGAGAGGCUGAUGUCGUCAACAAAAGGAAGUUUUUUGAGAUGAAACCUCUGGAGGUGCUGAAAGGAGAUUCAGCAGAAAAGCAGGAAAUAAUUGGGGGGGAUGUCAAAACAUCUCUGUGGCUGUUUGAAACUCAGCCUAUGGAGACUCUUAGUGAUACCUAUGAAGUUGGGCGUCUGAAGAAAAUUACCCUCUCAGCUGACGAACAGGGAGAGGUAAAAGGCAGAAAGCAAAUGUUUGAGAGCUGCAGUAUUAAAAAGGACGUCUCAUUCAAAGAACAAGAGAUUGAAAAGGGUGACGUUAAGGGAUUCAAACAUCUCUUUGAAACAAUUCCUUUGAGCAAACUUGCUCAUUCUGACGAGGAGAUUGUUGAGAAGGAAAAUACAAUUACAGCAGGAAACGUAAAGGGUAACACAGCGAUGUUUGAGACAACUCCUUUAUAUGCGAUAAAAGACAGCUCUGGAAACCUCCAUAAGGUCACAACAGUCAGCCGAGAAGAAUUCAUCAAAGGGAAGGUCCAAAACUAUAAGUGGAUGUUUGAGACCAAGCCUUUAGAUGAGCUUGCAGAGGGAAAAGGAAAUGUUGAGGUGAUCAAAGGCAUCACCAGACAGGAGGAUACAAUGGGAGAUGUGAAAACGGCAAAGUGGCUCUUUGAAACCCAGACAAUAGAUGGGAUCCAUUCCAAGUUCAACAAGAUAGAGCAAAACACCUCUGCAGCAGAGGAGCCCAGUAAGGGUGACGUCAAGACUUGCAAAUGGUUAUUUGAGACGCAACCGAUGGACAUUUUAUAUGACAAAUCAGAAAAAGUGAAAGAUAAAGAAGCCAUCGACAAUGCCGAUGUCAAGUCCAUUACUUGGCUUUUUGAAUCACAGCCUCUCGACAGCAUCAAAGAUGGUGAGGAGUACAACUUGAAGCUCUGCAGUACCAUACAGGACUCUGUCAAAUCAGAGGUUGGUGUUCAAACAGUCAAACAUCUUUUUGAAACAGAAACCUUGGAUAGAAUAAGAAAAGAUACAAAUACAGAACAAGACAUGAGAUGUGUGAGCCAGGUCAACUUUCAGUCAGGAGAUGUCUCACGAGUCAAAGAACUUUUUGAAUCCCAGUCCCUCGAUGAAAUAGGAUCCGAAAUUGUGAGAACAUCUGACGAACAGACCCAAGAUGAACAAAUUGAAAAAGGUUCGGUACAUAAGUUUACUUGGAUGUUUGAGAACUGCCCCAUGAACCUGAUCAAUAAGGACAACGAUGCAGACAGUCAGGGAGUGAGUGGUACGGAGAGUGGUGACGUCCAGAACAAGAGGUUUGUAUUUGAAACCUCCUCACUGGACAAAAUCCAACACGAACCCCUCGAGCAGAAGUUGGUCGAUGAGGAGCAGCCUGCGAGCAAUGUAGAUGUGAAAUCAAGUACCAUGAUGUUUGAGUCCCUGCCGCUGUAUGCCAUCAGAGACAAAGAGGGGCAGUUUCACGAGGUGACAACUGUGAAAAAAGAGGAGGUAAUGAGCGGUGACGUGAGAGGAGCAAGGUGGAUGUUUGAAACUAAACCACUCGAUGCUAUCAAGGCAGAGAAUGAGGUUUAUGUGAUCCGAGCUGUCACCCAAGAAGAUGUCGAAAAAGGAGACGUCAAAUCAGCCAGAUGGAAGUUUGAGACGCAACCUUUGGAUUCCCUCACCAGCCGAGAGGAGCCCUCUGUCAGGGUCAUUGAAGACUUUGGGAGCAGCAGUGUGCAGCUCAAUAAGCAGAUAUUUGAAUCUGAGCAGAAGCAGAAGUUCGUGCGAAUGGUUAGUGUCACUGAUGUCCAGCAAGGGGAUGUCAGGACCUCUACCUGGCUCUUUGAGAAUCAAACGAUGGAUAGUCUGAAAGGGGAACCUCAGGAGCAAGGUCCAGUACAAACAGUCCACAGGGAAGACAGCCAGAAAGGAGAUGUGAAACGCUGCACCUGGCUGUUUGAAUCUCAGCCGCUGGACAAAAUCAAGGAGCCCGAGGAUGCCUCAAACGAAGAUGUUGAGGAGGAGAUACCAAAAGCUGAUGUGAAGUGCACUACCUGGCUCUUUGAGACCACCCCCUUGGACAAAAUCACUGCCAACAGUGUUGCUGACACCCUGUCAUAUCUAUACCAAAUGUCUUUUGUUCACUCAAGUGGCAUCAUAAUAGAGGCAAACGAGAGUAGUAAUGUUAACAUGGCUAAAUAUGUGCUUGAGGGCAAUGACGGCGUGCAAAUCCAGAAUGAAGAGGUGGUUGGGGGUAACAUCAGGAACAUCAUGUUACAGCUCUUACUGAAACCAACCCUAAAGCCCCAGGUUACUCUUCUCAGAGAGGUGGAGCAGGGCAAAGUGAACACCACAGUAGUAGAACUUCCAGUCUACCAAUCGGCCACAACGAUCAACCUAGAGAAAGAUCAAAGAAUACAAAACAUUGUCCAGAUGAUUGAUGAAUUGCUCGUUCAAGAUAAGGUUUUGAAAAAAGGAAUCAUAAUGCAAGAGACUGCAGGGGGACAGGCAGAGAUGUCAGUUUAUUCGCUCAUUUGUGACACGAAAACCGAGGGUCACAUUAUAGAGAGGGGAGAUGUAAAGUCGACGAUUGGAAAUCUGUUAGCCACCGCCAAUAGUCAGAGGACUGCGGCGUCGUGUAGAGUGGAUGAAAUUGAAAAGGGAAAUGUGAACUUGUACAAAAGUUGCAUUGAGAAAGGAGGUCUGGACAACCUGAAGAGUCUUCAUACUGAGUUGUCAGGAGAUGAAGCUGAUGACAGUCUUCUUGCUAAAGAACAGACUGAAAUAGUUCACGGGGAUGUGAAAGAAGCAAAGAGAAGCCUCUGCCAGCAGAAAGACCAGGUAGAGCGAACCAUUUCCGACGUUUUGCCGGGAGAUGUACGAAAUACCAAAAAGGUUUUUUCGUCAGAGUGCUCGUUCAGCAUUGACACCUGUGUUCCAAAGGAGGAAAUAAUCCCUGGGGAUGUCUCAUCAGCAAAGCAACAACUUGCAGUAAAGCAACCUGUCAUGGUAGAAAAAGAGGAGAUUGUGGCUGGGGACAUCAAGGCAACAUUGCAGUCAUUAGAACGAGCAAAGCAGCAGAGCAUGUGCGUGGAGCGGGAGAUCAUUCAACCUGGAACUAUCUAUGACAUGGAUUUGUCAGCCCAGUGUCCUGACAUAGAAGGAAGCCCAGCACAAAAAGAGGUUAUUAUAUCCGGAGAUGUCAAAGCAGCUAAAAAGUCCCUUGAAAUGGCUAAGCAGCAAAGCAUGAACAUGGAGCGUGAAGUCAUUGUUCCUGGAAAAAUAUACAACCUUAAUGUGUCAGCACAAGAGGGAAGCUCAUCAGCAGCGAUGCAAUCCACGUGUUCGUCUUCCUCCGGAUGCCAGCAAAUCAGGACUUGUCCAAAGGUCAGUGAUGCCGUGAAAGAUCAGGGAAGCCAUGUUUCCUUUGAGGCUUGUCAACAAAGAGCAGUUAUAGUCAGUAAUUGUGCAGCAGGAUCACUGCCACUUUUUGAAAGUUAUGAGUGUAAUGGCCAGACAACAGAAGAUGAGACAGAAGAAGUUAUCAGAGGAGAUGUGAAGGCAGCUAUUAGGUCUCUGCAGAGCGCAGCGACAGAACAGAAGCUCCUAGAUAAAGAAGAUAUUGUAAGAGUAACCUGUGAAGGACAACCACCCAAUACAACACAGAAUUCAACACCCAACCCUGUAGCAAAUGGAAACUCAAAAUCAACCUGCUCUGAGACUGUAAAUCCACCUCCACUCCCUCAAAAGACUAGUGAGAAACCACGGGAGCAGAAGCCGGCUUUACCACCAAAGCCACAAUGGACGAAAUCAGUAGUUGUGGAGGGGCCGAAUAUUCCACUUCCUCCGGCUCCUGAAGUUGCUUGCCCCAUCGAAGACAAUGGAAAAAGUGUAGGGAUUCCUCCAAAACAAAACAAACAGUUUCCUACGCCCUUCACAGAUAACCUACAAGCAAACAAAACCAAUAAAGAAACCUUACAUGAAACAUACAACCAAAAAUGUGUUGAUGAAACGGUGCAAGAUUCAAGUCAGUCAAAAGAACAUUUACAGAUGAACUCAAAGACCCAGGAAAUUAAGAAGACACAGAAAACAACACCACUUAAAAAGUCAGAGUGCCAAGUAACGAACAGCACUGUGGAAAUGGAAAGAAAUGUAAUACAGAAAAUCAAUGCAGCUGAGGAGAUUCAGAUGUGUAUGAAGAAUUACGCAGAAGAUGGAAAACAAGAAAUGAGCAUGAGCUUGCAGGCUGCUCUACAGAACUUUGAAAGAAAGGAAAGUGAGUCUCUGGACAGAAGAGUCCCUUUGUUAUCCAAAAAGGUAAAAGUAAUAAAUGAUAGUGACAAUAAAUAUACCAACAAAACCACUAUUCAACAACACAAAUCAAAUCCUGAACCUGUCAAAAAACAACACAGCAAGACUGAAGUGCAGAUGUCGGACACCAAUAGUCGGGUCGAUGCCCGUCAUUUACAGCAGAAUGACCUCAAUGGACAGCAUCAAAAGGUUGAGGAUAGAGUUGUUCUUAGAGAGAAGAAAGUAAAAGAGACAGAAGAUGAGCGGCGGCAGAGGCUUUCUGUCCACAAGGAGGAGAUCAUGAAAGGAAAUGUGAAGGCAGCCAUGGAAAUUUUUGAAAAUUUGAGAAAACGAGAGGAACUCAAAGGAAUCCUGUGUCAGGUCCAAGAGAUAGAGGGAGAAACCAGCAGUGUUGACGUCAGCUCCUUGAAGACAUUAUACCAGAAUGUCCCUGCUUGGAUGGUUACACCAAGCAGAAAUGCUAAGCAAAGUAAAACACAGGAAAAGAAAGUUGAAGUAGAGACACAGGACGAUGAUUUAGAAAGUAUCUCCUCAGUUGAGACUGCGUUUGAAGAUCUGGAGAAGGCAAGUAAAGAAAUAAUGAAUCUGAAGGAAGAGACUUUAGCAAAACUUCUUGACAUUGAAGAGGCAAUUAAAAAGGCUUUGUACUCCGUCUCCAAUCUAAAAUCAGAGGCUGACAUUGCAGGUUUGUCAGGACUCUUUGAUGAAUCUCUUGAAUCUGAGCGAAACCUUCAGCCCGCCAACAACAUCAGGAAAAUAAGUAUCGUGUCAAGCAAAGCCAAAUCAGGCCAAACCAAAGACACGACUGACGUGAAUCUGCAAACAGUUUCAGAUUCAAGUCCUUCCAAACAAGAAGUGCCCAGACAAGUGCCCAAUAAGCCACUCGUCAGACAGUCCUCUUCCCAGUCCUCCCCGUCAUUCAUCUCCAUUCACUCAGCUGCCAGAAAACCUGCCGAACAACCAAAGUCGCCCAUGUCAACAUUUAAGCCAAAAGCGGAGUGUAGUUCUCAAAGUUGCCAUGAUGCAAAUAGUGACCUGGGACAGGAGUCUGCUGCAGAGUCCUCAAAAAAUGUGUACAGUCCUGUGCAACGCAAAGUCAGCGUGCUCGAGGUGAAAACUGUUCCAGAGAAACCUGCAGGAAUAAUCGGCACAAAGACUGUCAGUGAAACAUACGAAGAGACUGAUGGCUUUGGCAACGUAUUUGUUUCCUCCAUGACUUCGACAUUUGUCACCAAACAAUCCGACGCUAAAUCAUCUGCUCUGUUCGAAGUAGUUGGGAGUCCAACCAGAUAUGAAGUCAUGACAUCUCCAUUAAUGCAAAGAUCUGGUCGCCCUUUUGAAGAUAACGCCAAGGAGGAAGGGACGGUGUUUGUAACAUUUAGCCAACCAAAGGAAAAGCACUAAAUAAGCCACUUAUCAGACGGUGCAUUUCCCAGUCCUUUAAUUUUAGGAAAGCAAUUAUUCCAUUUGUAUAUUUAUCACAUUAUGUUUCAAUGAAAAGGUUUUGUUAGUCAUAAAGCUGAUGAUCUAAAAUCAUAAAAAAAAAUGUUGACUUUUAAUUGAAAAAAAAUGUGUCUUAUAGAUUUUAUACUGUAACCACAUGAUAAAGUGUUAACUUCUUUUAUUAAAGCUUAGCAUAUAGUUGAUAUUGUAUGUUCUGUUGUGUAAAUGGUGAAAUAAAUGAAAGUUGAAACGA